CUUAGCCUGACCCGAAGCGUCACGGCGAGUGGGGGGGACGAUGCAGGAUGACACGUGCUACCUCAAACGCAAAGUGAAGACAUGCGGAUUGGACGUCCAUCCCACGGAGAAGGCGCUGGUGGUGCAGUAUGAGGUGGAAGCCUCCAUACUUGGAGAGACAGGAGACCACAUGCUGGGAGAACGUAAGGAUGGACAUAAGAUUAUCCGGGUGAAAAGCCUGUCCCCUAGUACAGAUGUGGGGGCAUUGGCCAGAAAAGUGGUGGAGGAGUGUAAACUCAUCCCUCUGUCCUGUCUGCCCCAAGUAGAACAGCUUCUCUACUAUCUCCAGAAUAGGAAAUCGCCUUCUGGAGAGGGCAAAGUGGAGAGGAAAGAGAGGAGAGCGGUGAAACCCAGAGAGCUUACCCCGUUUGAAGGAAUGGAGUUAAACGAGGAGGCCAGUAUAACCAGGGUGGACGAGUACGUGGAGCUGCUCUACGAAGGAAUUCCAGAGAAGAUCAGAGGCUCUGCUCUCAUUCUGCAGCUGGCCCGAAACCCCGACAACCUGGAGGAACUGCUGCAGAACGAGACCGUUCUAGGAGCUCUUGCCAGGGUUUUGAGGGAGGACUGGAAACAGAGUGUAGAGCUGGCCACUAUCAUCAUCUACAUCUUCUUCUGCUUCUCCAGUUUCUCUCAGUUCCACGCCGUAGUGAGUCAUUAUAAGGUCGGAGCAUUGUGCAUGAGCAUGGUGGAACAUGAGCUGAAGAGGUACACCCUCUGGCAGGAAGAACUACACAAGAAGAGCAAGGCUUGUGAGUCUGAUCCUGAGAACGGUUCUCUGAGGAGGGAACAGGACAAAGCUCUCAGGAAGUACCGUGGCCUUCUGGGCAAACAAGAACAGCUGUUUCGAGUGUCUCUCUACCUCUUGUUGAAUCUUGCCGAGGACACGCGGACAGAGUUGAAGAUGAGGAACAAGAAUAUCGUCAGCCUGCUGGUCAAAGUUCUGGAGCGGGACGAUGAGGAGCUGCUGGUCUUGGUCGUGUCCUUCCUGAAGAAGCUGUCCAUCUUCCUCGAGAACAAGAACGAUAUGGCUGAGGUGGAUACUGUUGAGCGAUUGGCCCGUCUGGUUCCUUGUGACCACGACGACCUUCUGAAUCUGACGCUGCGCCUGCUGCUCAACCUCUCCUUUGACUCCGGACUCAGAGCCAAGAUGGUGGAGGUUGGACUGCUGCCCAAACUGACUGCCUUACUAGGUGAUGCGAACAACCGACAGGUGGUCAUCUGCACCCUGUACCACAUCAGUGUUGAUGAGCGCUUCAGGGUCAUGCUGGCCUACACUGACUGUAUACCUCAGCUGAUGCAAAUGCUUUAUGAGCACGGUGAGGAAAAGAUAAACCCAGAGCUCAUCUCCCUCUGCAUCAAUCUGGCUGCCAAUAAGAGGAACGCCCAGCUCAUGUGUGAAGGUAACGGGCUGAAGAUGUUAAUGAAAAGAGCUCUGAAGCUGAAGGAUUGUCUGCUGAUGAAGAUGAUCAGAAACAUCUCCCAGCAUGAUGGACCCACUAAACAGCUUUUUGUAGACUACGUUGGUGACUUGGCAGCGCAGAUCAGUGCAGAGGAAGAGGAGGAGUUUGUUCUGGAAUGUCUGGGAACACUGGCCAACCUCACCAUCCCGGACCUGGACUGGGAGUUGGUACUUAAAGAAUACAACUUGGUACCUUACCUCAAGGACAGGCUUAAACCAGGUUCAGCAGAGGACGACCUCAUCCUGGAGGUGGUGAUCAUGAUUGGAACCGUGUCCAUGGAUGACGCCUGUGCUGCCAUGUUGGCCAAAUCCGGCAUCAUUCCCGCCAUUAUAGAGCUGCUAAAUGCCCAACAGGAGGACGAUGAGUUUGUGUGCCAGAUCGUCUACGUCUUCUACCAGAUGGUCUUUCACCAGGCCACGCGAGACGUCAUCAUCAAAGAUACCCAAGCCCCCGCCUACCUGAUAGACCUGAUGCAUGACAAGAACGCUGAGAUCAGGAAGGUCUGUGACAACACGCUGGACAUUAUCGCUGAGUACGAUGAGGAGUGGGGGAGGAAGAUUCAGUCGGAGAAAUUUCGUUUCCACAACAAUCAGUGGUUGGAGAUGGUGGAGAGCCGACAAGCAGAGGAUGCUGAACCAUAUCUUUAUGACAAUGACAGGACCGAUCUGUACUACAGCGCUGAUGGUAUAACUCCAGCGGACGGUUCAGUCAGUCCAGAUUUCUACAGAGACCUGCAGCCUCAGAAUGGAGACUCUCAUCUUGCCGGGGAUGGCAGCGACGCCUUUGACCAGACCAGCUCCUCUCCUGGCCGACCAGCCACGGCCUACGGCUUCAGACCUGAUGAGCAGCCCUACUAUCAGUAUACGUAGACACACACAAACAGCACCUCAACAUGUACAGUACAAAUAACAACCAGUAUUUUGCUAUGGUAAGAAUGUGUAGUGAGAACUAGCGCCUGUCAAAGAAUUCUUUACCAUUACUUGAAAGGCUCCAAUAGUUCCUAGUAGGGAUCCAAAAUGUGAUGGUAUCAGGGAGCACGAGCAUUUCAGCCAGAAAAUUGGGUCUAUUCUAAUGUUAUUUAGCAUCAGUAUUCAGUUUGAAGAGGUGAAAACCAAAUCAUGCAAGACUUGAAACAGCGUUAAGAUUUAUCAUGGAGGAAAAAAAUGGCCAUGCAGCCAUCUUUGCCCUGGAAAACUGGCGAAGGAAAGCUUAAUCCAAGGCUUAAUUUACACCUGUCA
Lampris incognitus (smalleye Pacific opah) is the source of this 2737-nucleotide messenger RNA. Its product is annotated as kinesin-associated protein 3-like. The record is from RefSeq and is a predicted model, not a curated record. Lineage: Eukaryota; Metazoa; Chordata; Actinopteri; Lampriformes; Lampridae. The transcript is spliced from 20 exons. Gene Ontology annotation, cellular component: axoneme; ciliary transition zone; kinesin II complex. The coding region runs from base 41 to 2368 and encodes 775 amino acids. Gene Ontology annotation, molecular function: kinesin binding. Gene Ontology annotation, biological process: microtubule-based movement; cilium organization.